Messenger RNA from Chironomus riparius, 5217 nucleotides. The record is from the annotation of a GenBank genome assembly. NCBI's taxonomy places the organism in Eukaryota, Metazoa, Arthropoda, Insecta, Diptera, Chironomidae.
AUAUCAACAAAAUGAGUCUUGAAUAUUUGACUUUUAAUUGCAAUGAUCUUCAAGAGAGUUUCAGUUAUUUAAUAUCGUCAAAUAAUCGUGAAGUAAAAUUAGUUUUGAAAUUUAAAAUAAUAAUUUCAAACUUUUAUGAGAAAAUAACGCAAAGAAAUUUGAAGAAAUUAAACAAGUGGUUCAGAAAAAAUUCAGUUAUAAUUCUGUAUGAGGAUGCAAAUGAAAAAAAAUUUGGAAUUCUAUGGAAGUCGAGCAAAAUUAAACAAUUAUUAUUUCUACAAUCCGAUAAAGAGUUUUUGACAAAAGAUGAUAAGCAUUUAAUUGAAUUUAUUGCUGUAUUUUUCGAGACUUGUUUACAUUCGGGAUAUCUAGGUAUCCAAAAGAACCAAAGCAGCAUUCGAAAACAAUUUGAAAUUACACUUGACUUGAUAGCUGAUUCUCGAAAUUAUAACUUGUUGUUUUUGGCUUGUGAAUCUGGAAACCUUCCUGUUGUUGAGACAUUAUUGAAAUAUGGCAUAAGUUCUGAUUCAUUAGAGACAAAUCUUCAAGAUUUAGCAUGGCAAGGACAACACUCAGAUGUUAUUUUAAAGCUGUUAAGUAAAAACUUGCCAUAUCCUAAGUCUAUUGACGUCAAUGAAUGUUCUGAAAAUUUGAAAAAAUUCAUAAACAUUUCUAUUGAAUUUCAUGAAUCGAUAAAAUGUAAAAAUCGGCAACGAUUAGAUGAAAUUUUGAGUCUCUAUCCAAAACUUUAUUACUUUUAUAGCUUGUCAAAUGAAUCUGCUUUAAAGAUUGCAUUAGAUUCAAGAGAUAUGAAAAUUUAUGAAUUUUUAAUAGCUCGUAAUUUGAAAUUCGCAGAUCAUGAAAAUACAGACACGAUUUUUGAAUCAUUAAACCUUACAUACAAAGAAGAUUUAAAUGCAAUUCACGUGAAAUAUUUAAAAGAUUUGCCUGAGAAGCAUAUUAAUAUUUUAUUGGCCAACACCUCUCUCAGCCAUGAUGAAAAUGACGAGGAAGGAAAAAUGAAGCGUGUUCAAAAUGCUUUUCGAGUUCUUAAUAAAGAACCUAAAAUUAAAAUCAUUCUUCAAAUUAUAGCAGCAUCAAAAAAAUUCCACAUUGUUUUUGACUUUUACCGUGACUCAACUUACAGGAUUGACCCAACAACCAGUGCUCAUACAACUGGGAUAUUUUAUUUUACUGGAAGAAUUUUGAUUGGUGCGAAACAACUUCUGCAACCGGAAACAGAAUAUGAAGCUUUUGGAACGUUGGCACAUGAGCUAUGUCACUGUGCAAUGAACAUUUUAUAUGAAAAUAAAUCAAAUCCGUAUCCACCAAAAGAUAGAAAAGCUAUUGAAAACUUUGAGAAUAUAUCACAAAUUUGUAAGGAUAAAAAAGAUGCCGAAAAAAUUAUCAAAUUUGUUUUUGAGAACUACCCGAAAAACCAACAGCAUUCAGAAUUGAUUGUUCGACCAGUACACAUGAUGGCUCAUUAUAUGAGUGAACCAGAAGUUUUAGAACAAAAACGAAGGAUUUUUAUAGAAAUUUUUAAUCACUUUGAAAAUGUCAUCAUUCCUGCUAUGGAGGCUAUUUUACCAGAAAUAGAGGAAAGAUUAACAUAUAAACCAACUUUUGUAUAUAAUAAGCUCUCAGAUUUAAAUCAAAAGAAGGUCCAAAAUGCAAUUGUAAAGUAUAAAAAUGUGAAACUUAAAUUUUGUGAAUUAUUUUCUUGUGAUUCAGUUCCUUAUGAAAAAUUGACUCCUGAACAUAUUGCUCAAUUUUUAGAUAAUAAAGUGCUAAAUCUAAAUGAUCCACAUAUGCACUAUUUAGACAAAUUAGUAACUUUCGAAUGGAGAAAUUUAACAGAAAAAUUAAAACAAAAGUUUCUAAGUUCAAAUUUAAAUUUUCAAAAUGUAAAAGUUAAGUUUAAAAAUUUGGAAAAUUCUUGUUCAAAGGCAUUCAAUUUCUUAACAUCAGAACAAAUUAUCAAAAUUAUUAGCGGGAAUACAAUCGAUAUAGAUGAAAAAUUCGUACCUGAAUCAGAAUUUUAUGUCGAUCGUAAAUUCAUGCCUGAAGAUGGACGACAAAUCUUCUUUGAUUAUGAAUAUGGACAUGAGUACAAUCAUAAUAAAUAUAUUGAAGAAGAACACAAAAAAACUAGACAAAUUUUUUUAAAUAAAUCUUUUGAGGAAUUCACACAUGACUUUCUUAGUCAAAAUUUGGACACAAGGACAAAAAUAAUCGAUAAAAUUAAACAAAACUAUUUAUAUAAAAUCAGAUAUUAUGACUUAAGUGGAGAUUAUAUUAAAUGCUUGCAUCGAAACAUGUGCGAUAUUAUCCAGCAAACUGAAACUGAGAAAAUUUUUAUUUUAUCAUCAGAAGCUGGAGCUGGAAAAACUGUAAGUUUUGAACAUCUUACAAUUCAGACAAAAAGUCAAUAUCCAACUCGUUGGGUCUCAUUCAUUGACCUUAAAGAUCACACCAAAUUUUACAUUCCAUCGUUACGCAAUUUUGGACAUUUUUUCAAAAAAAUAGAAAAUAUAGAAAAUUUGUUAAGAAGCAUUUUGGGGUUAAGUGACAAAAAGUCUACACUUUCGAACAAUGACUUUGAGACAAACAUUUUCUCAGAGUCUUUCGAAUCAGGCAACAUGAUUAUCCUUUGGAAUGGCUUUGAUGAAAUUUCGCCAACUUAUAAUGAAUUUAUUUUGACACUCAUAAAAUUCAUCUAUGAAAAUACAAAAAUAAUCCAAUAUGUCUGUACCAGACCUUUAUAUUGCAAACAAUUAUCAGACGCGUUUAAGCUUCGACCAUGGCAAUUAGUACCUUUCAAUGAGGAUGAAAAAGUAAAUUUUCUGAAUAAGUUUUUCAUUUCAAAAAAAGUAGAAGAACAAUUAAUUGCAAAAUUUGUUUCAAAUGUUCUGAAAAUUGUAAAGAAAUUUGAGUUUCAACAUAAAGUUUUUCGGGACUUUAAUACACCAUUAAUUUUAAAAUUAGUCGCAGAAAUUUAUGAAGAUGAAAAACUUUUUGAAUCAGCAAAUUUGUAUGGAAUCUUUGAGACAUUUGUUAGGAAAAAAGUACGAAUCUGGAUUGAAAAAAGUGAAUUUGCAAGAAAAACAAGUGAAAAUUUGAUCAUAAAAAGCUCAAAAUUUAGUAUCAUUGAAAUAUUUCAAAAAUUUGCAUUUUUUAGAGAAUUUAGAAUUUUAUCAGGUACGACACUUGGUUUGAAGCUUAAAAAACUUCAAUUUAUGCAGAAAAAAAUUCCAAAAGAUCUUCCAUUUGAGGAAAUAUCGCGAAUAGGAAUUUUAUACAUUGACGGUGAAAAUAAAUUUGAAUUUUCGCACAGAACUUUCGGCGAAUUUUUUAUAGCUCAAUAUUUUAUUGAAAACAUUUAUUUAGCAGAUGAUGAUGUGAAUAUUGAUGAAGCUGAGUUAAGACUUGAAAUUUUUUUUAGAAUGUCAAAUGAAUAUGGAUUUUUAAAAAUCAUAAUUGACUUUAUGGAUUACUAUUUAAAAAUUGGAAAUGAAGAUGACAAUAAGAUUUUAAGUGAGACAUUUUCUGAGCUAUUAAGAACCAAAUUUAAGAGAGUUAUGAUGAAUUUACUUAAUACAAACCAUCCUGAAAUAUUUAGAUUCCUUUUCGAAUUUUUUAAACGUGAUCAUGACCUUUUAGUGGAAUUGCUUCAUGUCUAUCAAAAAGAAACAUUUUACACAGCAAUUUUUAAUCCGAACAAUUUUGCAGUUGUAUUAAAUCCUCAAGAAGUUAAAUCUUUAGCUCAAAAAUACUUGUCACAAAAUGAACUUGAAUAUUUUCUAACUGGAAAGAAUCAGAAAGGGACAAUUUUAACCGGAAUACACUUUUAUGAAUCUUUAGGAAUAAUCAAAACAAAUUACGAGUUUAGCUUAAAUUCGUUCGGCAAUAAAGUUCAUAUUUUUGAUUUAAUUAAGGAAAUUAAAGGUAAAUUAACUUUAGAAGAACAGAAAGAAUUGUUUCUUACAUUUAUGAGUCCAAAAAUUUAUUUGUACUUUAAUGAAAAAGUUUUUAAAUUUUCUGAUGAUAUUGUAGAGUUAAAUGAUAAUGACAAGUUAUCUUUGGGUUGUCCAGCUGAUUUUGCAUCAAGCACAAGCGCAGGUUUAGUUCAAAAUCUAAAAUCAUUUUUCAAUCAUUCAAAAGUUCUUCCUUCUAAAUCUGUAAAAUAUGCUUUUGAAACAUCAAAUUCCACAAAAUCUUCAAAAUUCAAGAACGACUUAAAAAUUGAUGAACAUGUUAGCUCUUACAAUAUGAGAACUGCUAAAAGCUCAAAUAUGCCUAGUAACUCUGAUCAUGUUGUUAAAAAAUCAAUAUUUUUCGAACCGACUCUAAAAACUUCAACAAAUUCAAAUUCACAUAAUAAAAUCCACGAAUCAAUUUCAAUUAAUUCAGACAAUUUAAAAUUUAAAUUCUUUUGGGAAACAUUUGAAAAUCUUUUCACUUCUGAAGAAAUUAAAAUUGCAAUUGGAAAUUCAAUUAUGGACUAUCUAGAAAUUUAUGGGUGCAAAAAAUCUGCAGGAAAUUUUUUUCUUUCCUUUUUGCUAAAUAAAUGUGAACAAUUUCUCACAGAUUCACAAAUAUUUGAAAUAUUUUUGUCACGAAAUAUAAUGCAUGAAGCUGGUCGAGGCAACUUUGAAGUUAUGUGGAAUUUUCUUUGCAAACACACAACUAAAGAUGAAAGAAAGGAAAUUUUGCUUCAAGAUAAUGAAAAUGAUGACAAAAAUUUCUACUUUUAUUACUAUGCAGAAAUGGAAAUAAAGAAAAAUUUCUCAAAUUAUCCAUAUUAUUAUUACCAUUAUGACUUUACACCUUUCAAAGUCUUUCAUCGAAUCAUGACAGUUCCUGAUGCAGCUUCAUUUGACUUUAUUAAAAAUAUUUAUCUUGAACACUUUAGAAAAACUGAAAUUCAGAAAAUUAUUUUAAGUUCAAAUGAUUUUUUAUAUUACUUAAUAGGCAGAGUUAUUGAAGGACCAUGUAGAAAAUUUGUAGCGUUUUUAGAAGAAAUUUUUGAUGGAAACAAAAAACUUCUUAAAGAAUAUCUUGAUCGUAAAAUUAAACCAACAAAUUUGACAAUUUUUCAAUAUUUUAAUGACUUUAAAGGAACAAAUGAAACUCUUUACUUUGAAAACUUAAAAAUAUUUAUAGAUUUGUAUGAGAAAAUAUCAAAAUAAAAGUGUUUACAAUUACGAAAAAAUA